Linum tenue is the source of this 3760-nucleotide messenger RNA. NCBI's taxonomy places the organism in Eukaryota, Viridiplantae, Streptophyta, Magnoliopsida, Malpighiales, Linaceae. The record is from the annotation of a GenBank genome assembly.
CCGCAGCAAUGUGGGAAUCGACCGCCGUCAGCCGAAAGCCGUAGGCGGCAAGCCAGUUCCAGUAUCAUCAGCAGCAGCAAAUGCUCCACUGCCGACGGUUCCGAAUUCCGGCCCCACGUUGUCCCUCUCCCCUUAAAACCUCCCCAAAACCCUUAAACCCCAGAAUUUACCCCAACCUCCACAUUCUGAAACUCUGGGCAACUAGAUAGUUGGCUGCGGGAAAAUAAAUUCAACUUGGGGCUUGUGCGGGUUUUCCAAUUGGGGGAUCCAACAGAUGAAUGUCGAGGAAGAUGGAGGAGCUCCCAAUAGGGAGCUCUACGCAGUGCUCCAAGUCUCCCCUGAAUCCACCACCGAAGAAAUCAAAAGGGCUUAUCGCAACUGGGCUCAGGUUUAUCACCCCGACAAGUACCAAGACGUUCAUAUGAAGGAGACAGCAACUGAGAACUUUCAAAGGAUAUGUCAAGCGUAUGAAGUGCUAUCAGAUGAGACUAAAAGGCAGAUAUAUGAUAUAUAUGGUUUGGAAGGUUUGAGUGCUGGUUUGGAGCUUGCAACAAGGACCAAUAGAGUCGAAGAGUUAAAGGAAGAGCUCGAGAGAUUGCGGCAGAAGAAGGAAGAAGAAAAGAUGGCAGCACAGUUCAUACCUUCUGGAAUAGUUGUGACUAAUCUGUCCUUGCCCCAGGUUCUGGAUGGCGAUGGCAUCAUGGCUGGAAUGGCUAUGUCUAGUCAAGUUAAUACUAGAUUGUCAAAGCAUACGAAUUUUGCAAUGGGUGGAAAUUUGGAAGUUAAUAACCAUGGUGCUGGUACAGCUGCUUCAACUGUACUUCGACAUCAGCUUUCUUCUGUUCAGUCGAUGGAAUUUCUUGCUCAAGUUGGUUUACAAUCGCUUAUUGGUGUACAAACAACUCGGUAUGUAUCUUCACAUUCAACCGCUACAAUUGGCAUCCGAAAGUCUUUGCAGGAUGGUUCAAUCAAUCUCUCUAAUACCUGGACUAGCCAGCUGUCUCCGACAACAAAUGGGAAUAUACAAUUUGUGCUGGGUGAUCAGUCAUCUGUUGCUGUCGGGUGGCAAAAGAAGGACGAUAAAAUGUCUGCAAGUGGAGAGUUGAAGGUUGGUACACGUUAUUUGGGGGCAUCUGCUCAUUAUGUUCAUCGCUAUUCCUCAGAUUCUCAUGCCCGUAUUGCUGGAAAGUACAACAGUACUACUCUUGAGGUUGAAGUUGGUGGUGGGAGGAAGAUAUCCGAUUUAACCACUGUCCGGAUGAUGUAUGUGAUUGGAAUUCAGGGCAUCUCUUGGAGAUUUGAAAUGCGCCGUGGGUCUCAAAAGUUAGUUAUUCCAGUAUUGCUUUCCACCUAUUUCGAUCCAGCGUUUGCAAUCGGAGCAUUUGUAGUUCCAACAUCUCUGUACUUACUGCUUGAGAAAUUUGUAGCUAAGCCUUAUUUACUUUGGAGGGAAAAGGGUAAAGCUUUAGAAGAUAAACAAAAAACUUCGGCACAGGUACGGGAGGCGAGAAUAUCCGCAGAGAAAUCUCAGCAAUUAUUACGAAUUGUGGCAGACAGGAAGAAGACCAAGCAAAUAGAAGCAAACGGGCUGCUCAUUGAUAGAGCAGUGUACGGAAGUCUGGAAGCAUUGCAAAAACAAGACGGGACAAUACCACAUGGUGACACAACAUCAGAAGAAUUCAUCGAUGUCACAGUUCCUCUAAAUUUCUUGGUCAAUGAUUCCGGGCAGCUGAAGCUUCACAAGGGCGUGAAGAAGUCGGGGAUAAUGGGAUUCUAUGAUCCUUCCCCUGGAGAACCAAAGCAGUUGCUUGUUGAAUACACUUACCGGGGCCAAAAGUUCAAGGUGAUUGUCGAUGAUUAUGACGAGUUGUUAAUCCCCCAGCAUGCUCAUUUAGUCUGAUUAAACUCGUGGAGUUGCCUUUGAAAGCAAAUUUUGCACGCUUUUGGAUACAUGCGAUAUCUGAGGUAACUUGGAGAGGAGACGAGAUGACUUCACAUCAGAUGUUUGCAUUUUUAGGAUUUACAUCCAUUUACAGGUCGAAUAAUAAUGCUCCAUUUUGUCUUUUUAUUCAUUCCAAGUUAUUUCAGAGAAGCCAUUUUUCUGUAUGUUCCAGUGACUGUGAGGCUAUUGGCACAUUGUGCUGGGUCUCGCAAUUCAACCAAGGGUGAUAUAAACUUGACGAAGGACCCUACUUCUUUAAACAAGUUCAUCUGAACGUCUGUAAAUAUUAACACCAACAUUCAGCGAAAGAAACAAAAAAAAAAAAAAAAAAAUGGUAAGAAGGAAGAGCAAAUAAAGUGAUCAAAAUUAUUGUGUCAUUUGCAUGAUGAAAAAUCAGCUUCUUCAUAUUUGUACAACUGUUAUUAUCGAUAAGUGAAGUGAAUCUUGGAGCUAGCAGAGCGGCCUUGAAGCUGGGUUUCCAUUUCCAUCUUGGCUUCACAGAUAUCUUCUUCAACCUGAUCAGGAUCUCUGUAUUCAGCUACGGAAGAACUAAUUAACCAUUGGUCGCGGGUGUCGAUAAGUACUUGGUUCAAAGAAGGCGUGUUCGUGAUGAUGUAGGCAGCAAGUUCAAGUUGGAUUCUGCAAGGAGUAACAUAAGAUGCACAGAGCCGGUGCACCCCAUGCAGCUGAAGCACCUCCAGAGACUGGUGCUUCCAUGUCGACGACUCUGGCGCACUCGAGUUUUCGCUCUCCCAUCGUACUGAAUCGAAACCAUUGAUGAAAUGUAUCGACAGUUGGUGCAACACCGGAGCUGCCAUCAGCAGGACGGUGACGGUGGAAGCAAACAAAUUCUCCAGAGCGCAAUCUAUAUGUAUGAACAGAUCCAGCACCCUGAGCUUUUCAAACCACAACCACUCUGGCGGAGGGAGGCGAAGGUUAUUAAUCCCGAGUUCGAGCCCAAGGCGGUGCAGUCGUGGUGCGAACUUGUGGAACUGAAAGCUCGACAAUGGGAUGUAGCGGCGGAAGCUGGCAUCGAGGAUCCAUUGCCCACCAAACCAUGCCUCCCGGAGUCGAGGAAGGUGGUUCCCAAAUUCGACAUGUGAGCCACUUGCUCCGUUGAACUUGAAAGUACGAAGACUCGGAGCAGAGCUGAGCUCAAUCCUAACGAUACAAUCCUGUCCUUUAAACUCCAAGCUCAGCAUCUCCAGGUUGUUGCUCGAGCAUACUCUGAUAACCACCGUUUCUCCUUCACUGAAUCUGCAACCGCGUAGAGCAAAGCGUCUCAGUGACGGACAGUUGCGAGAGAGGAUGUAGGCGAUAGCUGCUGGAUCAAUCUUGGCAAUGCCCUUGAAUUCCAAGAUUUGGAGGCGGCUGAGGUCGUGUCCGGCGAGGAAAUCAGGGGUCAAGAGAGGGAAAGUGGCCCAAUUGUAGCAGUAGGACAUCAGCGUCAGUUCUUUUGCUCUUUUUGUUAACCCGAAUUCCACCCACCUCCAAGCUUCCUCUGUCAUCCCACACAAGUUGAAACCUAUUCUCAAGCCGUCCAAGUUUUGACGAUCAGCGAGCGAAGUCAGGGCUUGGUCGAUCAGAUUUGCGAAGCGGUGCUUUUCGCUGACCGUGAUACAGUUCCUACACCGUAACUCGUCGGACUUGACGAAUUCCAGAACCCCGCCACCGAUCGAUCGCCAUGUGUUCCUCCAUCGUUUAGACAACAGGCUGCUGCAUCUUACGAUUUCGUUCACCGUACCCAGAUGGGAAAUAAUCUUCAACACUAAUUCAUCCGGAAGUUCCCUCGACGGCGACGACAUUGGUUGGUUUGCU